UCGACAGUUCCUCCUAAAUUGCUGCAGUAAAAUGUGGUUAACUGUUUUGAUAGUCAUUUUCAUAGUUCUAUUCCUGAACCUUUUGAAAGCAAGUGUACAAAAUAUAAUCUUCUACUGUCAAAUAAAACGAAGCCUACCGAAGUCAAGAUCAAUCUCGUGGCUCCCAAUAUUGGGUAGCUAUCCACUCUACAUAGAAGAUAUAUCGCCAACUGGAUUACUAACGACUUUCGAGCGGAUGGUGAAGAAAUACGGAGACAAUCUAAUACAGCAUGGUUUAAUGAAUGAGCAAACAGUUUUCGUAAACACUCCGGAUAUGGUGGAACAGGUGCUAUCGGCUUCAGGAAAUCAUAAAGCGAAACUUUAUGACUUUAUAGCUCCUCUGUGUAAAAACGGAAUUCUCACUACGUAUGGAACCAGAUUCGUCGAGAAACGUAAAAUGGUAGCCCGAGCGUUUAGCUACAGGAUGUUGGAAAUCUUCUGUGGAAUUUUUGAAAGUCAAUUCAUUCAUGUGCAAGACAAAAUUCGUAGUAAAAUUGGAAAGGGCGAUUUCGAUGUGCACGAUGUCAUUCGGUGGUAUUCCCUGGAUGUGAUCGCCGAGACGGCUAUGGGAGUGAAAUUAGGCUGUCAAAAUGACAACUCUCUGCCAUAUGCCAAAGCCCUUCAGGAAUUACUGUACAUAAUUUCACGCAGGUUGUACAAUCCACUAAACCAAUACGAGAGCCUUUUCCGAUUACGAAAAAUGUACCGACGUCAGAAUAUUGCGUCCAAAUAUGUUAAUGACUUUUCUGAUGAUGUUAUUAAGAAACGAAAGCAAACGUUGUUGGCUUCCAAGGCAGAUGGAUACGAAAAAGAUGAUCAUUGCAAAACUUUGCUUGAUCAUUUAUUAACUGCCAAAGAGAAUGGUCAGUAUUUUUCGGAUGAAGAGCUUCGAGAUGAAGUGAACACAUUCAUUUUUGCGGGCCAUGAUACGACUGCUAAUACGGCGGCUUUUGCUAUCUACGAAUUAUCUCAGAAUGCUGACAUUCAACAGAGAGUCUACGAGGAGCUGGUAGAUGUGUUUGGCCGAGAUCUUGAGAAAAUUCCUUUGAACGUUAGCAACCUUGCAAAGUUGGAGUAUUUGGAUAUGGUGAUCAAAGAAACACUUAGAUUAUACACCACGGUACCAUUUUUUGGUCGGAAGGCGACAGGAGAUUUGGUAAUCGAUCAACGGCCCAUUCCCAAAGGAACAACGCUGAUAGUAUUAAUCGGAACGAUGCAUCAUGAUCCCAGAAUUUAUCCGGAGCCGAGACGAUUUGAUCCGGAACGUUUUACCGAUGAAGCCAUCUCGAGAAGGCAUCCGUUUAGUUACGUACCAUUUGGGGCUGCUCCACGAAUAUGUGUUGGACAAAAGUAUGCACUGGUUGAGCUUAAAUUUCUACUGACCUUGCUAUUGGUUAACUUUAAGUUUUUACCAUGCGAUCCGGAAAACCGUGUACAAGUAAAGGUUAGCCUUACAUUGACCACCAACAAUGGAGUAAAUAUAAAGGUUGAACCACGUUAGAAUUAUGAAUGAAUUAGAGAAACCGUAAACC
This is a messenger RNA of Uranotaenia lowii, 1571 nucleotides long. RefSeq names its product cytochrome P450 4d2-like. The transcript is spliced from 2 exons. NCBI's taxonomy places the organism in Eukaryota, Metazoa, Arthropoda, Insecta, Diptera, Culicidae. The coding region runs from base 32 to 1540 and encodes 502 amino acids. Gene Ontology annotation, molecular function: monooxygenase activity; oxidoreductase activity, acting on paired donors, with incorporation or reduction of molecular oxygen; iron ion binding. The record is from RefSeq and is a predicted model, not a curated record.